AAGAUGAAUAAACAAGGACAACCGAGUGAAUCUACAACUCAAGAAGAAGCCUAUGAUCCUCACCUGAAUCGUGUCACUUACAAACCAGUGUCAGACUUUGGGUCUCUCGCAAAUUUGAUAAAAAGCGCAGCCGGAACGGGUCUCUUCGCCAUGCCGAACGCGUUCGCUUGCGUCGGGCUCUUCAUCGGGAUUGUCGGUACGGCGUUUAUGGGAUUGCUGAUAACCGGAUCCCUUCAGUUGCUCGUUAGAAUUCACCAUAUGAUGUGCGUUCGUCUGAGAAAACCCAUCUUAGUGUAUGACGAGGUGGUAGUCGCCACUUUAACUACGGAUGUGCGAAAACCGUGGCUCUCUCCGCGCGCUGCAACACUCAUCGUCGAUAUCAUUAUGUUAGCAUGCUACAUUGGAAUUGGUUCGGUUUACGUCGUAUUCAUUUCCGGCAUAAUUCAAGAAUGUAUAGAUACCGAAAAAAUCAUCGGUCAAAGCUACUACGCGCUCAUGAUAUUUCCACUUCUUUUUGUAAUGAACAUGGCAAAGAAUUUGGCGGAUAUCGCACCGAUUUCUAUUGUCGGGAACAUUUUGCUCUUAGCCGCUGGGCUUAUUGGAAUCGUGUACUCUUUGAAAGACGGAAUUGGCGACGAGUGGACCACGAUUGGCCCGAACGUAGACUUAUAUCCAAAGUUCCUCGGUGUGGUUUUCUUCAGUAUGUGUUCCCCAGGAGUGAUAUUGGCGAUAGAACAUAGUAUGAAAAAACCUUGGAAUUACGUUAAAAUGUGUGGAAUAUUGAACUGGGGCAUGGCAUUUUUGGUCAUAAUACACAUUCUCGUCGGAUCUAUUGGUUAUUUGAAGUGGGGACCCACUGCGCUUGGCAAUUUUAUUCGUAAUCACGAGACGCUCGACGGACCGACGUUAGCGGCUCUGAUAAUGCAAGCGCUGGCAAUAUACUUCACAUAUGGAUUGCAGUGUUACAUGCCCAUUAGAAUUCUGAAUUACGGCUACGCCAUACCGGCCAUUGAAGACGGCACCUGCAAAGGAACACCAUUCCUCUGGGAUCUGAUCAUUCGUUUCGGCAUCACCAUCAUUACGUGUAUUCUGGCAGCGGCGAUUCCGAGGCUCGAUCUAUUUACCGGUUUGGUCGGCGGUAUAUGUAUAUCCACAUUGGCCACACUGAUCCCGGUUACCUUGUACAUUCUCGUACAUCACGAGGAUUUCGGAAAGUUUAGAUGGAGACUAAUUCUGGGGAUCUUCAUGUUUUCCAUUGCUUUUAUCGCGGCCGUGUGUGCCGUAACGACUAAUUUAAUCUUAAUUGUGAAAUAUUUUAAAUAUGGGGAUUGAAGCCGGAGCGACGGCGGUGUUAUCUUAAUCUAGUCUCUGUUCGUAGUCCGCAGCCCGAUGAAAAUACCGUCGGC
Messenger RNA from Mycetomoellerius zeteki, 1406 nucleotides. RefSeq names its product proton-coupled amino acid transporter-like protein CG1139. Bases 4 to 1332 code for a protein of 442 amino acids. Gene Ontology annotation, molecular function: L-amino acid transmembrane transporter activity. The record is from RefSeq and is a predicted model, not a curated record. Gene Ontology annotation, biological process: amino acid transmembrane transport. The transcript is spliced from 8 exons. Lineage: Eukaryota; Metazoa; Arthropoda; Insecta; Hymenoptera; Formicidae. Gene Ontology annotation, cellular component: vacuolar membrane.